CUUAACCCCCAUAGGGGCCCUAGGACCCCUGAGGGUCUAGUGCUUCCCCUUAAAUAACGUAAUUCGCCUCGUAAUGACCACUGGUGCGACGUUGCCAGUUUUACCCACUAUCUAUCCAUCCAUCUAUCCGCCAUCUGACCGCCUCUGUCUAUCGACCUAUCCACGUCUAUCUAUUCUAUAUUAAAAACUAAAUUUCAAAAUUUGAUUUAGAAAAAAGUAAUGGUUAUUUUUAGAAAUAAAGAGUAUUGAAGCUUGUGAUGUGGCAACAGUGUAGAUGUUCACUUGUUGCCUGUCAAUUCUGUCAAAUAUGCCAAGGAGCUCUUGAUCCCAGGAGCUGGAGCUAUCCUCUGAGACGACCAUGAGUGUUUAGCACUCCCAGCACCCGCGUUUAACAGGGGUAACGCUGGAAGGACCAGCGGGACUUACGGUGCAGCAGUUGCUGGAUGCGCCGGAGUUGAUCCAGGGUGGCACAGCCGCCGCCACCUGUGACACAGCCACUGCUGCCGCCACCAUCGCAAAUGCUACAUUAAGAGAGGAAGUGUCUCUGGAGGGCGUGGUGGACGAGGACGAGGACGACGAGGACGUCUUCCAGUGUGGACGAUGCAAGAAACAGUUUUCAUCCCUGGAACACUUUGUGACGCACAAACGUAACCAUUGUUCAGGUAAGAUGGGAGGCCUACACGGAGGCCUACAGGUGCUGCAGGCUGUGGGGGGAGGGCAGCCUGUGCCAGCGGCUGACAAGGGCAGCUACCAGGGUGAAAGGGCAUCCCUAGCCAGUCAGAUUCAUGUUCAGGUCCAGCCACAACAAGCACAGGUAUCUGAUACAGUGUACAGCAGUGGUAACAGCAGUGGUGGCAGCAGUGGUAAUAGUGGUGGUAGUAGUGGUAGUCUACCAUCCCCUACCACCAUCAACCAGCACAUAAUAGUCAGCGAGGCCGAACUACUCCCAUUUACUAUCGAAACUACCCAGGUACUGCCACUACCAGGAGGACUACAAACUACCAACUUCCUGCCAGUGUCCAGUAGUAACGAUGCACUGUCCUGCGCUGUCUCACCGCUGCUAACUACCAACACUACCAUCACUGCUACUCUGGAUGUUGGUACUAGCUUGUCACCACAGCCAUUGACGACAAUGGUUGGGGAGGUGGACACCAUGGAUGGCAGCGAUGGUGGAGGCGGCGGUGGCGGAGGCGGAGUGCCAUGCCAGGUAGAGUUGGUGGAGAAGGAUGAAGAUGUGGCUUGUUACAACCAUGAGUUCUUUCAUGCCAGCAUGGCCAAGACUACAAGCAGUAAGGAUGGUGUCAAGUUGAAGGCUAAGCACAAGUGUCCAUUCUGUGGGAAGGAGUUCAGCAAGAACUUCGACCUGCAGCAGCACAUCCGUUCUCACACUGGAGAGAAGCCCUUCCAGUGUAUAGUGUGUGGCAGAGCUUUCACACAGAAGAGUAACGUCAAAAAACACAUGACAACGCACCGUGUCUGGCCCUCUGGCUCCCUCACUGAUACCUUACCCAGGGACCCUAUCAAGAAGUUUAUCAUCUCCUCCAGUCAUAUUGAUAUCGUGCCCCAGAUAGAACUCUUGGAAGAAGGAGUUCUCAAGGAAGAGGUUCUAGUGGACAACUCUUAUGUGUGUCAGUUCUGUGGACUCUCACUUGAGAGUUAUGUUGUACUCAGGACUCAUAUGAAGCUCCACGCCAAUCAGAAGGUGUACAAAUGCAUCCAGAAGAAGUGUGAGGUGGUAUUUGAGGAGCUGGACAACUUUCUGGAACACAUUCGUUCACACGACCGCGAUGAACUACAAUACCGCUGCCACACUUGUUCCAAGUUGUUCACCUCCCUGAACACUCUGGGAUACCACCAGUAUGAACACUCCGUCUACCCCAAGCCCAAGAAGACCCUGGGUCCCAGUUACUUCCGUUGUACCAAGUGCAUGAACAAAUACGCCAGUGCCGAGGCCUUGGAACACCACCUUCGUACAUCCUCCCAUCACUAUCCAUGCAAGCAGUGUGGAAAAGUGUUCACAUCUGAACGAUUGCUGCGACGGCACCUCCACAUCCAUGGAACAGUUAAUUUGUUCACAUGUGCUCAAUGUUCCAAAAAGUUCAAGUCAGAGUACUCGCUCAAGUUGCACCAGUUGAUCCACACUGGUGAAAAGCCGUUCGAGUGUCACCUGUGCAAGACCUCCUUCAACCGCAGAGACAAACUCAAGCGUCACAUGUUGAUCCACGAGGCUAAAAAGUUCAAAUGUCCCUUCAGAACUACUGUAGGAUGUACCAGGGAGUUCAGCAGACCAGAUAAGCUGCGACUACACAUGAUGACCCAUGCUGGAGGACGAGGUCAUCGCGGUCGAGGACGAGGACGUGGAGGAAGAGGAGGUAGAGGAGGAGGAGGCCAAGGUGGAGGUCAAGAGGUCAAGGCUGAGGUCAUUCCAUCAGAGGCGCCAGAAGAGGAAUGUUCCAUGUGUCGUUUGUCAAUUUCUGCUGGAGACGAGGAUCAUGUCUGCGUGGUAGAGGAACUGGUGGAUGGAGUGGGAGCAGAUGGGGCAGCGGAUCCACCACGGAAGAUCCGCCCUGUCCGCCAGGCGGUGAUCCGCCGAGCCAGGGACCAGGCCAGCAGCCGACGGGGCGGGCGGAAGCGGAGGGGUGGACACCAGGCAUCCCGCCGGAACCGCCAAGCAGACGGGGCAUCCCUGGCAGAUGCCACAGAGGUGCCAGCCACCCUGACGGAUGACAUCCAUCCAGCGGAAGACAUCCUGAGCGUGCCAGACAUCGAGGGGAUAGCAGAAGUUGAUGGUGACACCCAGAACGUGGAGAUCAUCUAUAUUCCAUUCUCCCUUCCACUGACUAGGCCCAUCCGGGCUGUUCAGGCCGAGCUGCUGCGGGCGAUCGGAAGCGGUCGGGCAGCAGACAGCAACCAGACCAUCACCCUGGAUGGAACGGCACCAUCCAUCCUGGUUGGCGGCAGCGGAAUGGUCCCUCUGGUCAACCAGGUUGAUCCGCUGGAAGCCACAGCCACCACGAUUUUAAACUACCAAGCGGAAGUUGUUUCGUCGGCCGGAAGUGGCGAUUCCAGGCUGAUGGGUGGGCAGGUGGGCACCCACCUGGCCCAUGCGACCCACUUGGACCAGCCCCGCAUCCCCCUGGUCAACCAGGUCGAUCCGCUAGAAGCAACAGCAGCAACUGCAAUUUUAAACUACCAAACGGAAGGUGUUCCGGCAGCCGGAAGUGGCGAUUCGAGGUUGGUGGGCGGCCAGGUGGGUGCCCACCUAGCCCACCUGGACAUCCUGCCAGACCAAACGUGAUACAAAUGUCAUUAGUCAAUUCUUUCCACUGGAGAUUUUUAUACUAGUUGAUGUAAAUUUAAGUUCAAACUUUGCAAUAAACAAACGUCCCACCUCA
Cherax quadricarinatus is the source of this 3395-nucleotide messenger RNA. The record is from RefSeq and is a predicted model, not a curated record. NCBI's taxonomy places the organism in Eukaryota, Metazoa, Arthropoda, Malacostraca, Decapoda, Parastacidae.